Symbiodinium necroappetens is the source of this 3618-nucleotide messenger RNA. Lineage: Eukaryota; Dinophyceae; Suessiales; Symbiodiniaceae. The record is from the annotation of a GenBank genome assembly.
AUGCUCCACAGCCCCAGACACUGGACUAGACCAUGUCCAAACUUUCCUGGACCGAUAGACUCUGCCUUCCUUAUUCUCACCGACGCUUGGCAUCUUGUGCUAGAGGUUCAGAGUGAGCAACCCUCCUCGCCUGAGCAUUUCAAGGCCAUCCUUGCCCAGCGCCUCAGGUACGAUGUUGAUAAGACUACUCAAUGUCCGGCAGUCCAAUUGAUUGACAACAUUGCCCUUGAGGGGCAGAACUGCCGCACUGCAGUUGUCGCAACUGAAGCAAUAUCAAGGUUGCCUAUCCCUCCAGCAAAGUGGCAACCACAACAGUUCAUAGUCUUUUUAGAUCGUAGACCGAUCUUGCUUGACUUUACUUGGACCCUAGCAGUUGCUGGUGUAAUAAGCAUUGACAAAAUCAUUGCUGAGUAUUCGCCACAGGCUCCGGAAGGUUUCUCCGUUAUCGUCAAGGACGGUCGCAAUCAGAUAGCUCAUACUAGUCAUGCCAUCCAAAUCGAGCAUGGAGGAGUUUUAAUUCUUGAAUACCUUGCCACUCAGGGUGAAGGCUCACAAGGCUCCGAUGAGGGAUCGAACCAUUCUGAUGGUGAUGAAGAUCAUGAGGAUAGUGAUGGUUCCGACACCUUUGGGGACCCCAGCCUCUCUGGAGGCACUGAAGAGGGAGGAUCUGAUGCUGCCAGGAGAGACCGCGAUAGGAGCCGAAGCCGGUCCCCGAGGCCCGGAGCAGUUUUUCGGUCUGAUAGUCACACAAAUGUCUCAGACAAUGAUUCCGCGCCCUUAUAUGCUCUCGACAGCACAGGCCCAGACCUUUUAAAGGUCUUCAGUAAUUGCUGGCUUGACGAGGUAAGUCGACCUCCCCCAGUCAUUUUCCAAGAGCUUGGUCGCUUUGCACGACGGGAUGACAUAUCUGGAGCAGCAGAGGCCAAGCUGCUCUCUGAACCUGCGCCUCACAACAGCGAGGGUCGACGGCAGUUACGAAAUGUCCGGACUGCGACUCUGAGACUUGGUGAAGACUGGCCUUACAUACCAGACGGAGAGCCUCCUCGGGUUCCCUUGAGCGGCGAUCCAUAUUAUGCUGCAACAGCUGCUCAAGUUGGCCCCAGCCAGCUCACUGUCGCGAUUCUGAAACCUGAUCAUGUAGCUGAGGUUGUCCGGGUUUGGUUACCGCACCCUGUCGAUCUCCCGCAAGCGUUUGCUGCCGUGCAAGCUGUCAGAGAUCCUGCCCAGGUCGCUCUGUAUGAAAGGGUUGUGUCGGUUUGGCCGCAGCCGAGCCAUCAAUGGGCAACAAUCAUUGCCCUUCCGGCAUGGGCAACUGAUGAAGUAGUGAUUUGUUUUGACCUAAGUGAGUACGAUGGUAGACUCUUUGCCAGUCAAGCCCCCGCUGUGCUUGAUCGCUUCACCAUUUUGCAACUUGCCGGGCUAUGGGGCCAGGCUGUAGACAUCUACACGCCCUUCCAGCCGCACCCACUUAGGAGCGAUCAGGACACCAUUGUUACGCAAGGGACCUGCAUUUCCAUUGUACGGCAAGGAGAACAGCCUACGCCCAUCCUAGACCUAGAGGUUCUCCUUCUCAGUCCCCUGCACUGGAGGGAGAGCGGGCCUGGGACAGUUGACUCGCAAGGGAAUUGCUACUGUGCCGCGACUGAAACAGGCCACCGGUUCAUAGGUGCUGCAGAUCAUUCUGCCAUCGAGGCUGAGAGGACUCAGCUUGAAGAAGCUGGCAUCUGCAUUACCGGGCUCCAGGAGACACGAGCCAAGGCCGGCAAGCCUCUAUACUUUACUGCAGCAGAUUUCAGAGUCCUUCGUUGGACCCCGCGCAGCCUCAUAGCCAAAUGUGCCAGGCUCACAACACCGUGGCAGAACAGGAUCGGGGAUCUGUGCUGGGAAAGUGGACAAGAUCCGCCAAAUUCCCUAUUUGACAUCUUCCUGACGCAUGAUCUGUGGGUUGAUUUUGCUCAGACUGGAGUUGAUCACUACGCAGUCUCCCUCACUGUCAAUGCCAGAUGGGAGGUCGAUGCGCACACCCACUAUCAUGCCUUUGCCGGCCACCUUGCACAGCAUUUCAGUGCGAUUGAAGCAGGGGCUGAGGCAAAAGAAGAGGCCCUCCAGAUCGAGGCCUCUGACCUCUUAACCCGGUCACAGAUCGAGUCUAGCCUGCGUGCCUCUCCAUGCGGAAAGGCUGUAGGUCAGCCUGAUGCCCUGACGGUUGCUAAUACCAUUGCUGUGCUGGGCCUGUCAAGCGAGGUUGCUCCGCGUCUUCAGGCGUAUGUCAAGCAAAGAUCACUCAUCAGCCAAGCAGGAGCUCCUGAAAGCUUAGCAGCUAUGAUCGCAGAAACGAACCAGUCCACUUGGUUCUCGUACGGAUCCUUGCAAGGAACCGCGACAGUGCGUGCCGGGACGCGUCCCGGGGACAAUUUGGCGGACAUGGUGUUUUCCUUUUUGUUCUCUGAGUUGCUGCACAAACUCCGUGACAGGUUCAAGAAAGCGAACCUGUCUGUCGCGCUGCCCUGGGACCCAAGCUGGCUGUGCGCCAGCCCUGAAAGUGUUGAGCAGCGAAGCGCCUCCUGUGCUGAAAGACCAAUCGACAUAACGUGGAUGGACGACUUGGCACUUCUCGUGCAAGGAGACACCCCCGAACAAUUGGUAGGAAAAGUACGCGCAGUUGCCACCGCAACUAUCGAAGAGUGUAUAAGCGCCACAUUGGUGCCAAAUUUGGGCGCUGGCAAGACUGAACGCAUUGUGAGCCUAGUUGGCAGGGGGGCAAAACGGGUUGGCCUUGACAUCUUCCAGGGAGCAGAGCCGACGCUCCCCCUUGCAUCUGACUUGUGGCCCAACGCCUUCCGCAAGCAUCGACGGCAGGUGUUUUCCUCGCCGAUAGUCAGCUAUCGUGAUAAGGCCAUCUUGUACGAUUCUUUGGUGCUUUCGACCAUGUUUUAUGGUGUCGGAGCCUGGCCCGAUCCAGACCAGGAUGUGCUUGACAAGUUUCAGUCUGCCCUCGUCAGUAUGUGCAGGCAGAUGCUCCGGCCCAGGUUCUCCCUCCAGGCUGCCAGACAUGUAGGAGCCAAUUAUGCGCUGUCCAUCGUUGGCAUUUUGCCUGCUGCAGACCAGGUUCACCUGGAAAGACUUAGACAUUUCAAGGCUGUAGUCACCAAGGCCUGCCCGGAGCUAUGGGCCUUGCUCCAUGCUGAGGUCAAGUGGCUAAGACAUGUUCAGUCCUCACUUGCUUGGGCCUCCUACAACUUAGAUCUCUCAGGCUGGAAGGGAGUUGACCUCAAUGAUUGGGAUCAGGUUGUCGCCUUCAUAAGAGAGGGUCCUCAUAAAUGGAAGGGGAUUGUUAAGAAGAUCAACAAGAUUGUUGGUCUCGUCCGAUGCUGGGAGGCUGAGGUGCAACAGUACCAUGGCCUGCUGUUUCGAUCUCUGCGUACAGCCGGUGCUUUGCUCCAAGACGGGGUAGACAGCCGGGAUUGCCCAAAAGAGGUCUGCGCACAGUGUGGCCAAGCUUUCCCAGACGCCAGAUCCUGGUCGCACCAUGCCUUCAAAGUGCAUGGAAGAGUUCGUGAAGAACGAACGCUUGUCAAUGGACAGCAGGUGCUCAUGCUGAGCCUGUACCAGGCAUAG